AGAAAUGAAAUGCAUGUCAACACGUACGAAUGCUAAAUAAUUAUCAUGCCGAUGUACAGCGCAUUACGUCUCUCUGUACACGCGCCAAUCUAGGGUUUCAUCUUUCAUCUCAAUUUCAAUCUCAUUCUCAAUCUAAGUCUCCUUCAAUAUCGAGGUUUUGGUACACCUACGGAUUCGGGCUCGGUUGAGCUUCAAUUCUUGCGAUUGCGGCACUGGAUUUUUUUUUUUUUUUUUUUUGCCCUUUGUUUGGGUACUGGGAAAGUUGAGGGAAAGUAAAGAAAAGAAAAUGAUGGGGUUUUGAAUUGCUGGUUUAGUCGUUGUGUAACUUGUGUUGGGUGGAGGUUUCGGUUUCCUCCGGAGAUUCCGGUUUUCUGCGGCGACCUGACGGGGAUUGUCCAUUGUGGAAGUGAGCGGCUUCAGCUGAUUCUGGGAAGAUCUGACUAAUUUGGACAGGUUUGGGAGCUUUAAUUAGAGUGGCAAUGGCCAGGAGCUUUAAGUGAGAGCAGAAUGGUAAGUUCUGGGAAUAAUUCAAAUCGAGGGAGUUCUAUGUUGCCAGCGGAUAUGCCACCAUUGCCCCAUUGUCUGCCAUUAGAGCCGAUUACAUUAGGUAAUCCGAAAUAUACCCGAUCAGGAGAGUUGAGAAAAGUUCUUGGAGUUUCUCUCGGAAGUACAUCAGAGGAUCACUCAUUUGGAGUUGCUCACUCUAAGCCUUCUCCUCCCGUGGCAACAGAGGAGCUAAAACAUUUUAAAGAAAGCAUCAUAGAUACCCGUAAAAAGGCCAGGGAUAGAGUAAAAACGUUUCGGGACUCCAUAUUCAAAUUGGAUAAGUAUAGGGAGGCGCUAGGCUCAAAAAAGCGUCAACGAACUGAUCUAAGUGAAAGAUCAGGUGGAGCAAACUUGUUGAAGGUGGGAAGUCAAAUUUCUAGGAACUCUCAUGAUAUUGCAACUCAAAGGUUGGAGGAGCGAACUAAGAAUGUUGUCUUGAACAAGCGUGUUCGCACAUCAGUGGCAGAUGCACGGCCAGAGGGUAGGGCCAUGAUCAUUUCAAGACAGCAGAUGGUCAAGGAAAAGGAUCGAGAUUUGCUCAAGGCUGGUGUUGGGGCCUCUGUUCAGAUUGAAGAAAAGGUCAACAGACUGCCUGCUGGAGGUGAAGGAUGGGAUAAAAAAAUGAAAAGAAAGCGUUCUGUAGGAGCUGUAGUUAGUCGAGUCCUAAAUGGUGAUCGAGAUACAAAACGAGCUAUACAUCCAAGGCUGAAUGCUGAAUCUAAGUUGCGAUCUGGUGAUGCUCAUAGUUUCAGAUCUAGAUCUUCUCCUGGUGUUAGUGGAAUGAACAAGUCAGAGGAUUCUUCUGAGCCUGCUAGUUCUAAUGCCUGUACUGUUCGUAGGAAUGAGCUUGACAGUGUCCCUCUUCUAAGGGAACGUACAACUGCAAUGGAGCAGAGAAUUGUUGCCAAAGGAAACAAUAAUUGCAGGCCGAAUAUUCAUGAAGACAACCCUGGAGGCAGUCCUAGUAGAGUGAUAAAAGGGAAGAUUUCGAGAGCACCACGAACAGGUUCUGUCAUGAUGGCUGACUCAUCUCCUGAUGUUCACUCUUCAUCUGGAGCUCUUGAAGGUUGGGAACAGCCUAGCAUAACCAAAGUCUCUCUUUUGGGAGUGGUAAACAACCAGAAACGCCCGUUGUCUACAGCUUCAUCUUCUCAACCCAUGGCACAGUGGGUUGGCCAGAGACCACAUAAAAUUUCACGAACGAGAAGAGCAAGUCUUGUAUCUCCUGUCUCAAAUCAUGAUGAAGCUCAGGUUUCAUCUCAAGGCUUUGUACCUUCCGAUUUUAGUGCUAAGAUUUCUUCCAAUGGAACCAUUGGGGCAAUAAUUUCUAGUGGUGUAGAUAAUAAUAUCCCAAAGUUUAAAAUAGAGCUUGAGAAUGUUCCAUCUCCGGUUGGAUUAUCUGAAAGUGAAGAAUCAGGAGCUGGGGGAAACAAGUUAAAAGAGAAAGGAAAUGAUAGCAGUGAGAAUGCAGUGGAUGCAGUUCACAAAGUUGGGUCUUUUAUAUUGCCUACUAGAAAGAAUAAAAUCAUCAUUAGAGAAGAAGUUGGAAGUGGUAUGCAGAAACAAGGAAGGAGUGGAAGGGGUUCAUCCUUAUCCAAGCCAAACAUUCCUCCAAUGAGGGAGAAGUUAGAGAACCGGCCAACAGAAAAGCCACUUCAGACCAUGAGGCCUGGUUCUGAUAAGAAUAAGAGUAAAUCAGGCCGCCCACCUUCAAAAAAGUUGACAGAUCGGAAGACUUUUACUCGUGCUGGGCAGGUGUUGAACACUGGUUCCUCAGAUUUCACAGGUGAAUCAGAUGAUGACUAUGAAGACUUAUUAGCAGCUGCCAAAGCUGCCAAUAACACUAGCAAUAUGGCUUGUUCUAGUCCAUUCUGGAAGAAAAUGGAAUCUUUUUUUGCUUCUGUCAGCUUGGAAGACGUUUCCUACCUGAAGCAGCAGCUAAGGCUUGCAGAGGAGCUUGAUGGGAGUCUUUCUCAGAUGUUUGGCCUGGAAUUUGAUGUUUUGACGAGGGACUCUGGUGAUAGACAAGGAAGCCUCUCAAAUCAAGAAUCAUCUAAGGCUGAUGCUUCAUGUGGAACAUUCGACAUGAGAUGGAGGUUGGACAAGGUUACUCCCAUGUACCACAGAGUUCUCUCUGCUUUGAUUGAAGAGGAUGAAAGUGAAGAACUUUAUCACAACAGUGAAGGAAAAAAUCUAUCUUUUCAAUAUGCAAGUGAUGAUUCUCACUGUGGGUCAUGUAACCAUUUUGACGGUGAACUUAAAGAUAGGGAUAGGGUGGAAUUCGAGGUUGAAUCCAAAGAGGAUUCUCAGAGUCAGAAAAGUUCUUUGUUGGACAGAUACUCUUCUGAUCGGAGUGUUGCAUCUAACACAAUUAGGAAUCAAAGCCUGUCCAAUUCUUUAUAUAACAAUGAGCAGUCACAAGGAGAUGAUGGCUUAUCGCAUUCAGAUGUGGGGUUUAUCGGUGAUAUUUGUCAGAAUGAUCUGGGUACACCGCAUCCUAGGCAAAUAAAUAAUUCUGGCGUUUCUUCUUUUGACUGCCAAUAUCAGCUAAUGUGUCUGGAUGACAGGCUUCUGCUGGAGCUACAGAGUAUUGGCUUAUAUCCAGAGACAAUGCCUGAUUUAGCUGAGGGAGAGGAAGGGAUUAAUCAAGAGAUUGUGACACUUAAGGAGAAACUGUAUCAACAGGUUGGGAAAAAGAAGACGAAUAUGGGGCAAAUUGAUAAAGCUGUUCAAAAUGGGAGGGAUUUUGAAAGAAGGGAUAUUGAACAGGUUGCAAUGAAUCAACUUGUUGAGAUGGCUUACAGAAAACGACUGGCUUGCCGGGGGAGCAGUGCUUCAAAAAGUAUGAUGCGCAAGGUCUCAAAACAAGUUGCCAUGGCUUUUGUUAAGCGCACUCUUGGUAGAUGUCGGAAAUUUGAAGAUACAGGAAGGAGUUGCUUUAGUGAGCCUGCAUUGCAAGAUAUCAUUUUCUCAGUUCCGUCAUGCAACAGUGAUGCAAAAUCCGCUGAUUGUGUUGGCUCAGGAACUGCUAGCAAUACAUACAAUGAAGCUUGUAACCAUCAACCAGAAGCAUUGGGAUCUGUCACAGGUGCUGUUUCAAGCAAUCUUGAGAGACAGGAUUCUCACAGUGAUAAUCUUGAGAGAGAUUCUUCACAUGUUGUUCAAGCUAUAACUCAUUCGAGUGGACAAGUUUUUCUCAGGGCAAAGAAGAGGGAAAUGCUGCUUGAUAAUGUUGUUGGCAGCACUGUCCCCAGUGGAGUGAAGGGAAAGAGUAGUGAGAGGGACAAUUCUGUAUCUGGAGCUGGUCGCUCUUCAUUGGGCAGCUCUAGGAGUGAGCGCAAAACAAAAAAGCCCAAGGAAAAGACAAACGGGCUUCACGGCAGUUCUGCAGAAGCAGGGCAUACUUCAUCUCCAUCUGUUGGUGGGUUCAGUCAAUCAGCCGCUAAUGCUAGCAAAAAAGCAAGCAGAGAAGCUGGGUUGGUUUCUCCUGGAAACAAUCCCCAGGGUUCAUCCAAAGAGGCAGAGGAACCCAUUGAUUUUUCAAACUUGCAGCUACAUGAAUUAGAUUUAGAACUUAGUGUAUCCAAUGACCUUGGUGGGCAUCAAGAUCUCGGUUCUUGGCUAAACUUUGAUGAAGACGGCCUGCAAGAUCAUGAUUCCAUGGGUCUUGAAAUACCGAUGGAUGACCUCACAGAUCUAAAUAUGAUCAUGUAGAGGCUAUAUUUCAUUCACCCCUGUUCAUUUUGGUAGUUAAAAUCCUGGAAGUGUGGUUAAGACGGAAGCAAUUAGUUAAAGCUGAGGCAUGGGGAUAGAAACUUGUAAUUUUGAUUCAUUUUUUCUACUGCAUAUCUCUUCUCAAAGAUGGUGUGACCACUUACUCCUGGUUUGUUUAUGUAAUCCUGACAAACUCGCUCCUAAUGCUGGAAACCUUAAUUCUUUUUUCCACAAUAUUUGCUUAGCACGUCUUUUGGUUC
Vitis riparia (riverbank grape) is the source of this 4520-nucleotide messenger RNA. RefSeq lists its product as uncharacterized. Lineage: Eukaryota; Viridiplantae; Streptophyta; Magnoliopsida; Vitales; Vitaceae. Bases 508 to 4260 code for a protein of 1250 amino acids. The record is from RefSeq and is a predicted model, not a curated record. The transcript has 17 exons.